Messenger RNA from Scomber scombrus (Atlantic mackerel), 2286 nucleotides. It is a transcript of the gene adcy8, whose product is annotated as adenylate cyclase 8 (brain). Gene Ontology annotation, cellular component: plasma membrane. Gene Ontology annotation, biological process: cAMP biosynthetic process; adenylate cyclase-activating G protein-coupled receptor signaling pathway; intracellular signal transduction. The record is from RefSeq and is a predicted model, not a curated record. NCBI's taxonomy places the organism in Eukaryota, Metazoa, Chordata, Actinopteri, Scombriformes, Scombridae. The transcript is spliced from 13 exons. The coding region runs from base 1 to 2286 and encodes 761 amino acids. Gene Ontology annotation, molecular function: adenylate cyclase activity.
AUGGCCGCCGGCUCCGUAGGACUCAGACACUCAGAAAGAUGGCUGCCGGCUCUACAGGACUCAGACACUCAGAAAGAUGGCCGCCGGCUCCGUAGGACUCAGACACUCAGAAAGAUGGCUGCCGGCUCCGUAGGACUCAGACACUCAGAAAGAUGGCUGCCGGCUCUACAGGACGCAGACACUCAGAAAGAUGGCCGCCGGCUCCGUAGGACUCAGACACUCAGAAAGAUGGCCGUCGGCUCCGACGCAGACACUCAGAAAGAUGGCUGCCGGCUCUACAGGACGCAGACACUCAGAAAGAUGGCCGCCGGCUCUACAGGACGCAGACACUCAGAAAGAUGGCUGCCGGCUCUACAGGACUCAGACACUCAGAAAGAUGGCCGCCGGCUCCGUAGGACUCAGACACUCAGAAAGAUGGCCGCCGGCUCCACUCUGGCCGCCCUAACGAGAAAUUCGAUAAAUCUGCUUCCAAACCAUCUCGCACAAGCUUUGCAUGUCCACUCUGGUCCUGAGGAAAUUAACAAGCGAAUAGAGAACGCCAUCGACUUACGGAGUGGCGAUAAGUUGAGAAGAGAGCAUAUCAAGCCUUUCUCUCUGAUGUUUAAAGACUCCAGCCUGGAAGAGAAGUACUCCCAGAUGAGGGACGAGGUGUUCAAGUCUAACCUGGUGUGCGCCUUCAUCGUGCUAAUCUUCAUCACCACUAUCCAAAGCCUGCUUCCCUCCGCCAGGAUGGUAACCAUGGUGAUCCAGUUCUCCGUGCUCAUCGUCCUCCAUUCCUGCCUCGUCCUCGUCACGACGGCAGAGGACUACAAGUGUCUGCCGCUGGUCCUGAGGAAAGCCUGCUGCUGGAUUAACGAGACCUACACAGCACGAAACGUCAUCAUCUUCGUCUCCAUCCUCAUCAACUUCCUGGCCGCCAUGAUCAAUAUACUGUGGUGCGAUUUCGACAAGUCCAGCACCUUGAGGAACCAGACGUACAACGAGUCGACCUCCAUCCCAGACAUCUGCUUCUACCCAGAGUACUUCGUGUUUACCGGCGUGCUGGCGAUGGUGACGUGUGCCGUGUUCCUGCGGCUGAACUCCGUGUUGAAGCUGGCCGUGCUGCUGGUGAUGAUCGCCAUCUACUCGCUGCUCACCGAAGCUUUCUACACCUCGCUGUUCGUCCGCUACGACACCGUCCACCACAACACAGAAAACUUCCUGGGAACCAAAGAGACGUCUUUGCUCCUGAUGGCCAUGUUCCUCCUCGCUGUGUUUUACCACGGCCAGCAGCUGGAGUACACGGCCCGGCUGGACUUCCUGUGGCGCGUUCAGGCCAAAGAGGAGAUCAACGAGAUGAAGGAGCUGCGAGAACACAACGAGAACAUGCUGCGGAACAUCCUGCCGAGCCACGUGGCCCGACACUUCCUGGAGAAGGACCGGGACAACGAGGAGCUCUACUCGCAGUCCUACGACGCUGUGGGUGUGAUGUUCGCCUCCAUCCCGGGCUUUGCAGACUUCUACUCUCAGACCGAGAUGAAUAACCAGGGAGUCGAGUGCCUGCGGCUUCUCAACGAGAUCAUCGCCGACUUUGACGAGUUGUUGGGUGAAGAUCGAUUCCAGGAUAUCGAGAAGAUCAAGACAAUCGGCAGCACCUACAUGGCCGUCUCCGGUCUGUCACCAGAGAAACAGCAAUGUGAAGAUAAGUGGGGUCACCUGUGUGCGUUGGCCGACUUCGCCAUUGCGCUCAAAGAGAGCAUCCAGGAGAUCAACAAGCACUCGUUCAACAAUUUCGAGCUGAGGAUCGGUAUGGCCCACGGCUCGGUGGUGGCAGGCGUGAUCGGCGCCAAGAAGCCGCAGUACGACAUCUGGGGGAAGACGGUGAACCUGGCCAGCCGGAUGGACAGCACGGGCGUGAGCGGCAAGAUCCAGGUCCCCGAGGACACCUACCUUAUCCUGAAGGAGCGCGGCUUCGCUUUCGAGUACCGCGGCGAGAUCUACGUGAAGGGCAUCAGCGAGCAAGAGGGCAAGAUCCGAACGCACUACCUGAUGGGCCGCGUGCAGCCCAACCCGCUCAUCAUGCAGCCGCGCAAAAUCACCGGCCAGUACUCGCUGGCGGCCGUGGUGCUCGGCCUGGUGCAGUCGCUCAACCGGCAGAAGCAAAAGCAGAUCCUCAACGAGAACAACAACUCGGGCAUCAUGAAGGGCCACCACCACUACAACAGGAGGACGUUGUUAGCGCCCGGUGUCUCCGAGGUGGGCGGCGGGCAUCACGCCGAGGUAGCCGAUAAGACUGAGCUGUCAUGA